Messenger RNA from Capronia coronata CBS 617.96, 11397 nucleotides. Its product is annotated as transformation/transcription domain-associated protein. Gene Ontology annotation, molecular function: transcription coregulator activity; protein binding. Bases 1 to 11397 code for a protein of 3798 amino acids. Gene Ontology annotation, cellular component: NuA4 histone acetyltransferase complex; nucleus; SAGA complex. The transcript has 2 exons. Lineage: Eukaryota; Fungi; Ascomycota; Eurotiomycetes; Chaetothyriales; Herpotrichiellaceae. The record is from RefSeq and is a predicted model, not a curated record. Gene Ontology annotation, biological process: DNA repair; regulation of DNA-templated transcription.
AUGGACGCCUCCCAGAAGAUCGAUGUCUAUGCCGCACGACUCAUUGAUCCCAAGAUCGACACACGGACAAAGUCCAACAUCGCCACGGAACUUCGUGACUCCACCGAAAACCUAUGUUCGGUGUCUGCGACUUACACUAAGUUCCUUGCAAGGCUAUGGCCGGUGUUUAAAAAGAUCCUGGAGGGGAAGCCCGACUUCAACCCUACGUCGUUCGAGCAUGUCCUUCGAAACCAGAUAUUGGAGAUACUUCACAGACUACAACAUGGGUCGGCCGAAUUUGAGCCCUAUGCCUUGGACGUUGUGGAAACGCUCAUGGACCUGGUGAGGGUUGAAAACGAGGACAACGCAGUACUGUGCCUGAAAACGAUCAUGGACAUCGAGCGACAUCAGCCGAUCGCGACCGCUUCCAAGGUUCAGCCUUUUCUCGAUCUUAUCCAGGAGAUGUUCGAAUUGAUGGAACAGGUGGUGCGCGACACGUUCGACUCGCCUGCUUCCCAUCAUCAAGCUACCUCCUCGACGCCCAAUCCUUCUGGCCAGACUUUUCAAUCUCCUCGACCCGGUUCGCCAGCGACAACUGUCUCUGACCCCGGCAAUGAGAAGAAAGAGCACACACCACUGGCGAAAGGCAUGCACUCCUUCAAGGUCCUGUCAGAAUGCCCCAUCAUUGUGGUUUCGAUUUUCCAAGCGCACCGCAACACAGUCGCUGCCAAUGUCAAGAAAUUCGUGCCUUCGAUCAAAGGCAUACUGUUGCUCCAGGCUAAGGCCCAGGAGAAGGCGCAUGCCGAAGCCGCCGCCAACAAAACCGUCUUCACUGGCGUCAGCAAGGAAAUCAAGAACAGAGCAGCAUUUGGAGACUUCAUCACUGCCCAAGUUAAGACCAUGAGUUUCCUUGCCUACCUUCUAAGGGUCUAUGCCAACCAGUUGACGGAUUUCUUGCCCACCUUGCCCACCGUGGUCGUUCGACUGCUCAAAGAUUGCCCGCGAGAAAAGUCAGGGGCGCGCAAGGAGUUACUUGUGGCGAUCCGACACAUCAUCAAUUUCAACUACCGCAAGAUCUUUUUGAACAAGAUAGAUGAGUUGCUGGACGAAAGGAUCCUGAUUGGAGAUGGCCUGACCGUUUACGAGACGAUGCGGCCGCUGGCUUACAGCAUGCUCGCCGACCUGAUCCACCAUGUUCGAGAUUCACUGGAUCGAAAUCAGAUCCGCCGCACGAUAGAAGUCUACACCAAGAAUCUGCAUGACAAUUUCCCCGGCACGAGUUUCCAGACCAUGAGCGCCAAACUCCUCCUCAACAUGGCCGAGAGCAUCACCAAGCUGGAAAAUAAGGAAGAUGCGAGGUACUUUCUGAUCAUGAUUCUAGAUGCGAUCGGCGACAAGUUCGCGGCUAUGAACUAUCAAUACAACAAUGCAGUCAAGCUCAGCAAACAAUAUGCAGACAAGUCCAAAGAAAACCAGACAGAGACGUACAUGGACGAGAAAGAUCACAUACCCGACUGGGAUGAGGUGGACAUUUUCAGCGCUACGCCGAUCAAAACCUCAAAUCCGCGUGAACGGGGUGCCGACCCGGUCAGCGACAACAAAUUUCUGUUCAAGAAUCUGGUCAACGGCUUGAAGAAUAUGUUUUACCAGCUCAAAACCUGCAAUCCGCCAGGACUGAAUCUUGACCAAGCCAGCGUUCCUAUGAACUGGUCCGAAGUUUCCUUUGGGUACAAUGCUGAAGAGACGCUUGUGAUCACGAAGCUUUUCCAUGAGGGCGCUCGGGUCUUUCGAUAUUACAGUGCGGAGGCCCCUGUGCCAGAUCUCCAAUACUCUUCCCCUGUGGAUUUCAUGGCGAGCCAUUCCAUGGCGCAGAUGACUCGGGAUGAGAAGGAGCUUCUCGAAAGCUUUGGCACCGUCUUCCACUGUAUUGACCCUGCCACGUUCCAUGAGGUUUUCCAGGCCGAGAUACCUUAUUUGCACGAGCUCAUGUUCGAACACACGGCGCUUCUUCACCUUCCCCAAUUUUUCCUCGCCAGCGAAGCAACAUCCCCAGCCUUUGCAGGAAUGGUCCUCCAAUAUCUGAUGGACAAGCUGCCAGAGGUCGGCUCGGCCGACAUCGUUCGCUCAUCCAUCCUUCUGAGGAUGUUCAAACUGUCGUUCAUGGCCGUCACGCUCUUUUCUGCCCACAACGAACAGGUACUGCUCCCACAUAUCACAAAGAUCAUCACACAGUGUGUGCAAUUAUCUGUGACGGCGGAAAAGCCAAUCCAUUAUUUCAUCCUGCUUCGCUCUCUGUUCAGGAGCAUCGGCGGCGGACGGUUCGAGCUUCUCUACAAGGAGAUCCUCCCACUGCUCGAAAUGUUACUAGAGACUUUCAACCAUCUACUUCAGGGCGCAAGAGACCCUCAUGAUCGGGAUCUCUACGUUGAGUUAACGUUGACGGUUCCUGCAAGGCUAAGUCACCUGUUGCCGCACCUGAACCACCUCAUGCGGCCGUUGGUAGUGGCUUUGAGGGCUGGACCAGAUCUUGUUGGCCAAGGGCUAAGGACACUGGAACUGUGCGUUGAUAACCUUACGGCGGACUACCUCGACCCGAUCAUGGCUCCCAUUAUGGAUGAUUUGAUGACGGCUCUUUUUGAACACCUGAAACCUCAGCCUUAUCAGCAUUUCCACUCGCACACCACGAUGAGAAUCCUGGGCAAGCUUGGUGGACGAAACCGCAAAUUCCUGAACCACCCGCAUCAUCUGACGUACCGCCGCUACACGGAUGAUGAACCUAGUUUCGAUAUCAGACUUAUUGAUACGAGCCGCGAUCGAGCUUUCCCUCUUGACACGGGCUGCGACUUGGCGAUCCGCAGAUUGAGCGAGACGGCGAAGAACCCAAAUACAAAGCCUCUGGACCUGUACUAUAAACAGCAGUCGUUCAAACUCAUCACCAACCAGGUCAAACUGCUCAUUGGUACUGAUCAAAUUCCAGACGACUUCGCGGCCCUCCUGCGGCUCCAGGCGAAUGACCUUCUCGCCCGCCGCUUCACCACGUAUGCAGAUGUGCUUGCUGACAACGAACUGGGCAAGUCGGUGAUGAAGCGUCGGGAACAGGAAGAGACGCUGAAGAAGUUGUUAAAAGCUUGCUUCAGUGCCACAACGGUGCCGGAUCUAAAACCUCAAGCUGAAGCAUUCAUACAGAAUAUCGCCCGCCAUUUCACCAUCGUUGAGCUCGGCCAGGCUCUGUGCGAUGCCGGACGAAAAACGAAGGAGUUUGACGUCCACCUCGGGGAAGGGGCCGUCCAUCUAAGCACAAGGGUUCUUGCCGAUGUGGUUUGCCAUUGUUUGGCAUCGGACAAUGUCACCAUUCGAGAAGCAGCUGAAGCUUCGAUGGUUGCAGUUGUUGACGCCGCUCGCACUAUCUUUGGCAGUGAAGAAAAGGCUGCCCGGCUUCCCUUCUUCUCCCAUCUUAUUCAGACAUUCUGCCAUAGAUGUCGCGAAGUUGAGUGGUUCACAAAAGCGGGUGCGACAUUGGGGAUCCAGUUCGUCAUCACCAAGCUUGGCCUGGGGAAUGCCUUUCUCAACAGUAAGCAGCUUGAAAUCAUUAAGGCGUUGCUGUUUGUCAUCAAGGACACGCCACAGGAGGUUCCAGCGAGUACACGCAAGACCGCGCAAGAGACGCUGGAAUUUAUCCUUCGUAAGGUGUGUGCUGGGCAAACGCGAGAGAUGCUCACCAACGAAAAGAGCGCAAUACAUGCCCUUUCGAUUACAUUCUGCGUUGAGCUUUCCCACAUGAACAAGAACACACGCGAGACCGCACAGCGUGCAUUCUCGGUUAUGGCAGAAGUGGUAGGUGUCGAGGUGCACGAGCUGAUCGCACCGGUUAAGGAGCGACUUUUACAGCCCAUCUUCAACAAGCCCCUGAGAGCCCUGCCGUUUCUCUCGCAGACCGGAUUCAUCGACGCGAUCACUUAUUGUCUGAGUUUGGGCCACGAUCUUGUGCCACUCAACGAUCAGUUGAAUCGCUUGAUGAUGGAGUCGCUUGCUCUUGCCGAUGCCGAUGCCGAGAUACUGCAUCCAAAACCUGAUGAGUACAACAAUGCGCAGCUAAUUGUCAAUCUCCGUGUCUCCUGCUUGAAGCUCUUAUCGCUUGCCAUGAGCCUGCCAGACUUCGCCACCGGGCCUCAAAACACCAGUCGCGCCCGGAUCAUUACCGUCUUCUUCAAGCUGCUUUACUCCAAGUCCCCGGAGAUCAUCGACGCUGCUAAUGCAGGCUUGAAGGAGGUCUUGGUCCAAACCACCAAACUUCCCAAGGACUUGCUCCAAAACGGCCUAAGACCCAUCUUGAUGAAUUUGCAAGACUCAAAGAGACUUACGGUGGCCGGACUGGAAGGACUCGCAAGGCUGUUGGCGCUGCUGACCAAUUAUUUCAAAGUGGAAAUCGGUGCUCGAUUGCUCGAGCAUAUGAGAGUGAUAGCGGAUGACCAGUUGCUGCAGAAGGUCUCGUUUGGACUGAUUGAGCAAAAUCAACAAAUGAAGAUUGUGACGGCGAUCUUCAACGUCUUUCACCUCCUGCCUCCGGCUGCCACCAGCUUCAUGCCUGACCUCAUCAACAACGUUCUUGACCUAGAGGCAAAGUUACGCCGGACCGUGGCCAGCCCUUUCAGGAAACCACUGAUUCUGUACCUCGACAAAUACCCACAGGAGACCUGGUCGUUCUUCCAAAGUAGGCUUCAAGACGAGAAGUACGGCCGAUUCUUUGGGCAACUUCUGGCAUCGGAAUCGAGUCCAGCUCUGCGCGAGACCGUCAUGAACAACACUGAAGCGUUCAUCAAGGCAGCCUUUGAGGCUGAGACUGCCCCGCAACGGCACACGGCAGCGAUCAAUGGUAUCCAUAUCGUCCAUUCGAUAUGCAUGUUCGGGUCCUCAAAAGCUUGGCUGCGUGAGCAGGAGCCGCUCCGCCUCAAAGUCCUUGCGGCUGGUCGAGAGCUUGAAGGACAACUUCGGAGGGAUCUGCUGCAGCCUUCGCAGCGACUUCGCGCAGAACAAGCAGGAGAUCAACUCAUGGACGUGCUAGCACAGUAUCUUGAGUCGGCACUCCAAGAUCUUGAUUUCAUGAUGGAGGUUUUUUCUUCAUCCGCCCAAGGGCAGAUCAAAUCCCCGCUGAAGUUGACGAAAUUUCUGUUCGAUGCCAUUAUCACGGAAGAAUCGACUAGCCUGCGAUUCAAUAUCAUUGAAAGAUGCCUCGAGAUAUAUUCUCAGAAGACCGAGUCGCACAAGGUGAAGUCAUUCCUCUUGCACAACGUUGUGAACCCGACGAUGGCUAGAGAUGUGCAGAAUACUCGUGGUGAUCCCAAAGCCGGUCCUUUAGCGGACCAUAAGCUGUUCAAUCUCUUCCUGGAACGUUUGUGGAAGCCGGCCGCCCCUGAUGCCAAUGAGGAUUUGUCGCAACCUGGGAUUGACCAUUCCCGUAUGGAAGCAUUGCAACUCUCAGCCUUUGUGCUGAAAUAUCACAAGGAUGCUGUGUCUGAGGAUCGCAAAGACAUCAUCAAGUAUUCAUGGGGUCAUAUUAAACUGGAAGAUGUCAUUACCAAAUAUGCCGCCUACGUCCUGAUCUGUUAUUUCAUCCGAUCUUAUGACACACCUGCAAAGAUCGCAAUUCAGAUCUACAACCAACUCCUGAAGGCUCACCAGAACGAGGGCAAGGCUCUGGUUACGCAGGCACUGGAGGUUCUGGCUCCUGUUCUCCCGGCCAGAAUGGGAGGUGCCACGAAUGCUCCUGGAGACAAACGAUCGCCGCACUGGGCUCGUCUCCCUCGAAAGAUCCUCAAUGAAGAAACAGGAAAUCUACAACAAGUCCAGAGCAUCUUCAACUUCAUCGUGCGGCAACCAGACUUGUUCUACGAAUCCCGGGAGUUCUUCAUCCCCACAAUCGUCCAGAUGCUUCAUAAGAUUGCUCCUCCGCCAAAUCCCUCGAACGAGAACAAGAAGCUUGCAUUGGCUCUGAUCUCAUUGGUAUUGCAAUGGGAAACCCGUCGGGUAUCUGCGGUCUCUCCAUCGCAGUCGACAACGGAGUUGAGUCCUUCGCUCAAACGAGACUCAACAGGCGCACAGCCACUUCAACCGCCGCCAGUGAAGGAGAAGGCCGAAUACCAGAUACCGCUGGAGCUUCGGACACUCGUUGUGAAAUAUAUGAUCACUUUCAUCACUGCGCUGCCUGAACGGUUCCCUGUUCCAGCGGCGGAACUGAAGGCUAAGACGAUGCAGAAAGCUCAACAGCAGGCUUUAUCUAACGACCUGGUCAAGAAAGCCGUGCAGCUUCUCCGCGACCUGCUAGCUCCCAACCUAUGGGCGGACGUCGACGUCGGGCUUUACGAGAAGCUCCUGGAACCCAUCCUGAGUGGCGAGAAGGCCGACAAGGUAGAUGAAAAGCAACUGACCUGCAUGAUCAAUGCUUUGCAAGUUAUGCGCAUCCUCUUGAGCACGAAGUCCGAUGAAUGGAUCAUGAGUCAUAUGGAGAGGGUGCGGAACCUCCUGGAGAAGCCGCUCAAGAUGGAAGAACCUGAGAUUCAAGACUGUCUGCACCUGGUCAAGGAUGACGACAAGUCUCUUCCUCUGGUUCGUCGCGUUCUCGAAGCCGCCCCGAAGCAGAGAGCGGAAGAUGAGGAUGCGAUGGAACUCGACACUCCCCCCUCGGACUUCCCUACCAGAUAUUCCAAAGUCUUGAUCGGAGAAGCCCUUUCAUCUGGGAACUACAUCUCUGGCAUCAACAAUCUCUGGACAUUGUCCUUGGUACGACCCAGUGACGUUGAUGACCAUGUUAAUGGCGCAAUGAAAGCGUUGCAACAAAAGCUUGCAAAGGAGCACAUCAACGCAUACGUGAUACCGCCGGGACCGCCACCACAGGGUUGGCGUCUGGGCGAACCACUGAUGGAUCCUUACGAAUUUGCUCUCGGAGUUGACCUGAUCAAGAAGACCAUUGAUAUCCUGUCUUCGCGGAUGGCUGAGCUCAACGAACAACGCCGACCGUUUCUCAGUGUGCUCGCUUCGCUGGUGGAGAAGUCUUUCAACGUUGAGUUGUGCAGCAAGGUCUUGGACAUGGUGGAAAAAUGGGUGUUCGAUUCCAACGAACCUUGGCCGACCCUCAAAGAGAAAACCGCGGUUCUGCACAAGAUGUUGAUCUUUGAAAAGUGGCCGACUCAGACCCUGCUCGAGCGUUUCCUUGAACUGGUGAUCAAAAUCUAUGAGGAUCCAACGGUGACGAGGACUGAGCUGACAGUGCGUUUGGAGCACGCCUUUUUGAUCGGCACUCGUGCCAAAGAUGUUGAGAUGCGAAACCGAUUCUUGAACAUCUUCAAUCGCGCCCUCUCCAAGACCGCUAGCUACCGGCUGAAUUAUGUCCUGACCCUUCAGAACUGGGACACUCUCGCGGACUCAUUCUGGCUCAAGCAAGCCUCGCACCUCAUCAUGGGCUCUGUGGAGAUGUCCAUGCCUGCGCGUCUCCAUCCUGAAGAUGUCCGAGUGUGUCCCGUGUCCGAGCUAUUCAGUCCAAGUUUUGUCAACCCAGAACAAAGAAAGGACGACCUGUUGAUCGAGGACAGUCUUGAGGCGCUUGUCGUGGCCCAGCAACGUUUCAAUCAUGAGAUUCAGGAAGUCAAGGUUCGGGAUCUGCUCGACCCCAUCACUCAAUUACAGCACACAGACGACACCCUGGCGUACGAUGUCUGGGUCAAGCUUUUCCCUCUGUGCUGGUCUGCACUGAACAAGGACGAACGACUUGAUCUGGAGAAAGGCAUGGUGACUCUUUUGACUCGGGAGUAUCAUCAACGGCAGCUAAACUUGCGGCCCAAUGUUGUGCAAGCAUUGCUUGAAGGAGCUGUUCGUGCACGACCAAGAUUCAAGGUACCACCCCAUGUCAUGAAGUUUCUCAGCAAGACUUAUGAUGCGUGGUACACUGCCCUCAUCUAUCUGGAGGAAGCUGCCGUGGAUCCUUUGAUUGAUACACCUCAAGUCCGCGAGAGCAACCUUGACGCUUUAGUGGAGGUGUACGCCGGUCUCCAGGAGGACGAUCUAUUCUAUGGUACGUGGAGAAGACGAUGCAAGUUCAUGGAGACCAAUGCCGCUCUGUCUUAUGAACAACAUGGAAUGUGGGACAAGGCACAACAGCUGUGGGAGUCGGCGCAGGUCAAAGCUAGGACCGGCGUCGUCCCCUUUUCCCAGGGAGAAUACUACUUGUGGGAAGACCACUGGAUGAUUUGCGCACAGAAGUUGCAGCAGUGGGAUAUACUCGGCGAGUUUGCGAAGCAUGAGAACUUCAGUGACCUCCUCCUCGAAUCAGCCUGGCGAAACUACGAGGCUUGGUCGGGAGACGAGAAUCGCAACCAGCUGGACUCGAUGAUCAAGUCGGUCUCCGAUGCACCAACCCCAAGACGGACAUUCUUCCAGGCUUUCAUGGCUCUGUUGCGGUACAACUCUAAGCAAGUGUCGCGCGCCGAGUUCCAACAUGUUUGCGACGAGGCAAUCCAGCUAUCCAUCCGGAAAUGGCAUCAACUUCCCCGUCGUAUCACGAAUGCACACAUUCCCAUCUUGCAAAACUUCCAGCAGCUGGUGGAGCUGCACGACGCCAGUGUCAUCUGCGACAGUCUCAUGGGUACAAAUGAGCGCAAUCUGGACAGCAAAUCACAGGAAGUCAAAUUGUUGCUCCAAGCAUGGCGCGAUCGCCUGCCAAACAUAUGGGACGAUAUCAAUGCAUGGCAAGACCUAGUCACCUGGCGGCAGCACGUCUUCCAGCUGGUCAACUCGACGUAUCUGCCACUCAUUCCACAAGGAGGGAACAACGUUGGCAGCAAUUCCUACGCAUUCCGAGGCUAUCAUGAGACCGCGUGGAUCAUUAACAAGUUCGCACACGUCGCUCGCAAGCAUCAAAUGCCGGAUGUGUGCAUCAACCAGCUCGGAAAGAUCUACACCUUGCCCAAUAUCGAGAUUCAAGAGGCUUUCCUCAAAUUGAGGGAGCAAGCCAAAUGCCACUAUCAGAACAAGAUGGAGCUGAACAACGGCUUGGACGUGAUCAAUAACACCAAUCUUAACUAUUUUGGCGCCCAGCAGAAGGCCGAGUUCUAUACCCUGAAGGGCAUGUUUCUGGCCAAGCUCCAGCAUGCCGAAGAAGCAAACGAAGCUUUCGGUGUUGCCCUGUAUUAUGAUCUUCGGUUGCCAAAGGCCUGGGCUGAGUGGGGUCAAUACUCUGAUCGCAAGUUCAAGGAGAACCCGACCAACAUCGAAGCGGCAAGCAAUGCGGUCAGUUGCUAUUUGGAGGCGGCCGGCCUGUAUAAGAGCGCCAAGUCGAGAAAGAUGCUCAGUCGAGUGUUAUGGUUGCUCAGUCUUGACGACGAAGAGGGCCAUAUUGCAAAGGCAUUUGAGGAUUUCAAGGGCGAGACUCCUGUGUGGUACUGGACCACAUUCGUGCCUCAGCUCCUGGGCAGUCUUGAGCAUAAAGAAGCUCGUCUGACCAAGACAGUGCUGGUCAAGAUUGCCAAAGCGUUCCCUCAGGCACUCUUCUAUCAUCUGCGGGCGACAAGAGAGGAGUUCUUGACGAAGAAGAAACAAUUCGAAGCCCAGAAACGUCAGCUCAAGGCUCAGCAAGAAAAGGCAGAGGCGAAUUCGCGACCGGGAACGGCCAAUGGCGAAGCUUCCGUCAAUGGGUCGUCGUCUCCCAAGCCAAAACAAGAGCCCAACGGAGACAAGCAGGCCAACGGCACCGACGUGGCACACAAAGAGGAACCGAAGAAGCCGUGGGACUACACCGACGAGAUCAUGGCUGGACUGAAGACCGCCUUCCCAUUGCUUGCUCUCUCCAUGGAGACCAUGACGGACCAGCUGUCCAAGCAUUUCAAAUGUCCACCAGACGAAGAUGCGCAUCGUCUCAUUGUGGCCCUGUUGAACGACGGUCUAGCAUACAUCAGCCGGGCUCCGUUGACUUACGCCGAAGGGGCCAAACUUCCGCCGUCCACGGAAGCCAACAUUGCCCGGUUCGUGACCUCGGUUCUGCCUGCGCACAUCCGCAAGUCAUUUGAAGCCGACUUCGUCCAGACCAGGCCGACCAUGUACGAAUACAUCCACAAGCUCCGACGCUGGCGGGACAAGUUCGAACAGAAACUCGACCAUCGACAACAAUGGGCUCCCCUCGAGUCUUACAGUCACCAUCUAAGCGAAUUCAAGUUUCUCAAGUUCGAUGACUCGGUAGAGGUUCCUGGGCAAUACCAGCAGCACAAGGAUAAGAACACUGAUUUUGUGCGAAUCGAGCGUUUCAUGCCCACGGUUGAACUUGUUCGAGGCAAUAGUAUCUGCCAUCGUCGACUGACCAUCCGUGGCCACGACGGCUCGUUACAUCCGUUCGCCGUUCAGCAUCCUACCGGUGGCAAGGUGCGCCGCGAGGAGCGCAUUGUUCAGCUCUUCCGCAUCUUCAAUCAGACCCUGGCCAAACGCAAAGAGUCUCGACGUCGCAAUCUUUAUUUCCAUCUCCCCAUCUUCGUGCCGAUUGCCCCCUACAUCCGCCUGGUGCAAGACGACUCAUCCUAUGUCACUCUUCAAUCCGUUUACGAGGACUACGUGCGAAAGACACCGGGCAUGUCACGGGAUGAUCCGAUUCUCUUCGUUCUCGAAAAGUCGAGGGCUGUUGCCGAACAGCAAAAGACUACGCCACGGACUCCGGAUCAACUGACGGUCAUGAAGACGGAGAUCUUCAACGCAAUCCAGGAGCGAUGGGUGCCCAAUACCAUUGCUCUGCACUACUUCCAGUCGACAUACCCGAGUUUUGCAGACUUCUGGCUGUUCCGCCGUCAGUUCGCCUACCAGUUUGCCGCCACUACGUUCAUGACCUAUAUCAUGCACAUGUCGGCUCGCUACCCCAUGAAAUACUUCAUCUCUCGUUCCACCGGCGACAUUUGGGCGAGCGAUCUCCUGCCCAACCUCAACUCGGCUCGCGCGUACUUCUUCAAUCCUGAAGCUGUGCCGUUCCGUCUGAGCCCCAAUAUCCAAACAUUGAUGGGGCCCUUGGCCGUUGAGGGCAUCUUUACAGCGUCCCUCAUGGCCAUCGCGAGAUGCCUGGCCGAACAAGAUCAAGGCUACGAGAUGGAGCAACAACUCAGCAUCUUCGUUCGCGACGAAAUGUACAACUGGGCCGCAAGCCGGUCUCAAUCCUCAAGUGCGAACGAGCCGAAGAUGGAAGGUCAACACCUCCGGGAACUUGUGGCUCAAAAUGUGGAUUUCGUUGUUCGUCGAGCCUUGACACUGGCCAAGACGCAGGGCAGUAUAGGCAGUGACGGCGGCGUCAAUGGUGUAUUACCGGCUUGCCAAAAUGUGGUGGACCUGGUCAGUAGGGCGACCGACCCUAUGAAGCUCAGUGCAAUGGAUGGAUUGUGGAUGCCGUGGCUGUAA